Messenger RNA from Candidozyma duobushaemuli, 900 nucleotides. Its product is annotated as nicotinate-nucleotide diphosphorylase (carboxylating). The coding region runs from base 1 to 900 and encodes 299 amino acids. The record is from RefSeq and is a predicted model, not a curated record. The transcript has a single exon. Gene Ontology annotation, molecular function: nicotinate-nucleotide diphosphorylase (carboxylating) activity. Gene Ontology annotation, cellular component: cytoplasm. Gene Ontology annotation, biological process: NAD+ biosynthetic process; quinolinate catabolic process. Lineage: Eukaryota; Fungi; Ascomycota; Pichiomycetes; Serinales; Metschnikowiaceae.
AUGUCAUCCAAGUACGCCAACCUCCUUCCUGUAAACGGACACUGGAAACAGCAAAUUACUGAUUUCUUAACUGAAGAUGUUCCGUCCUUCGAUUACGGAGCCUUCGUGGUCGGUGACAAACAAGAGACAGCUUCAUUAUACAUGAAAGCGGAGGGAUUGAUCAGUGGAGUUCCUUUUGCUGCUGAAGUAUUCAAGCAAUGUGAGCUCGAAGUUGAAUGGCAUCACCAGGAGGGCGAAUAUGUCACUCCAAAGAAGUUGGCCGAGCUGAAGGGCAAGAUUGUUGUUGCAACCGUGAAAGGUCCAGCCAACAAGAUCCUUCUUGCCGAGAGAACGGCCCUCAAUUUGUUGGCUAGAUCUUCUGGUAUUGCUACCCAGUCUUAUGUGACCAAGAAACUUGCAGACGAAUCUGGCUACCAGGGUUUAAUCGCUGGUACGAGAAAGACUACCCCAGGUCUCAGACAGCUUGAAAAAUACUCCAUGCUCGUGGGUGGAGUGGACCCACACAGAUACGACCUCAGCUCGAUGGUCAUGCUUAAAGAUAACCACAUUGCAUCUACCGGCAGUAUUACAGAAGCCGUCAAGAGCGCCAGAUCAGUUUGUGGGUUCGCAGUGAAGGUCGAGGUUGAAGUGAGCACUGAGACUGAUGCCAAAGAGGCCAUUGAUGCUGGAGCCGACGUGAUUAUGUUGGAUAAUUUCAGUGGUCCAGAGUUGCAGAAGGUGGCACAGAGCUUGAAGAAACAUUACCAGGGCUCUAACAAGAGUUUCUUAUUGGAAUGCUCAGGCGGUUUGACAUUGCAGAAUUUAAGUACUUACUUGUGCAAUGACAUCGAUAUCUACUCGACGUCCUCGAUCCACCAGGGAUGCAAGAUCGUCGACUUUUCCUUGAAAAUCAAUGCUUAA